This is a messenger RNA of Misgurnus anguillicaudatus (oriental weatherfish), 2492 nucleotides long. It is a transcript of the gene mamdc2a, whose product is annotated as MAM domain containing 2a. The record is from RefSeq and is a predicted model, not a curated record. Gene Ontology annotation, cellular component: membrane. Lineage: Eukaryota; Metazoa; Chordata; Actinopteri; Cypriniformes; Cobitidae.
CUGUCUGCUCAACAUUGGCGAGAAAACUAAAAGCGGGUUGUGGAGUUUAUACAAGAGUGCGCUGAUGACGCGGCCUUACGUUACUGAAGCUUCACACUUUCAUUCAGCAUCCCUUCAUAACUCCUGCCAUGAGCUUGAUUCACCUCUCCAUCCUCCUGGCAGUCGCAGUGAUUGUGAGCGCUGAGGCGCAGCUCCUGCGCGGCUCCUGCAGUUUUGAGACGGACAGCUGCGGCUACAGGUCCGACCCGGCGCAUGCUUUCUGGACCAUAAACGAAGAAGGUCGCUUCAUUACAGCGGACUCUCUCCAUGCCGGUGAUUCAGAAAAGCAUGUAUUAAUAAGUCCACAUCUGGAGCUUCACGACUGGAGCUGUGCACGGAUGGUCUAUCAGAUCACCGGCUCGGGUUCUCUUCAGCUCCACUUACGGCCCGAGGGCGAGAACUUCGACUACAUGCUUUGGACGACAAACAAUCCUUCAGACAGUUGGCUCAUUGCCAGCGUGGACCUCCGCAAUAUGACCGGGACUUACCAGUUAUUAUUCGAGGGCAUUCCUGGCAAAGGAAUAGGAAACAGCGUUGCUAUUUUUGAAAUUCACAUCAUUCCUGGAUUCUGUAUAGAGUGUAACUUUGAAGAGCAUCACUUGUGUGGCUAUAGCAAUCAAUGGAACCCCAAUGUGAACUGGUAUGUGGGGGGAAGCGUCGCCCGAGACCCUCAGUCAAAUCUUCCGAAUGACCACACCAUGAACAAUGAGAGAGGUCAUUACAUGUACGUGGACUCGGUUUAUGCUAAAAGGUUCCAAGAGGUGGCCAAGCUGGUGUCUCCAAUGACAACCACUCCAUUGGCGGGGUGCUUGUCAUUUUACUAUCAGCGGGACCAAGCCAUUGGGAAUAUCUUCUCCGUCUUUACCAGGGACCAGCUGGGUCACUACGAGGAGAUCUGGAGACCCGAUGUGUACGCAACAUUACGGUGGAAGUUAGUGCAAGUGGAUAUUAAAGCACCUCAUCCAUUAGAGGUGGUUUUUGAAGUGGCGUUCAACAGCGCUCGCGGUGGCUACGUCGCUCUGGAUGACAUCUCGUUUUCUUCAGAGUUUUGCCACACAGAGACAGAGCCGCCGUUUGACCCAUCUAUUGCCAACUGUGACUUUGAAGAAGAUCUCUGUCAGUAUUACCAGGAGCAUGCGGGAGGUUCAGUGUGGAACAGAGUCUCUAUUAAACCAAACGUUUACCGCAUGGGAGAUCACACUACAGGCACUGGGUCUUUCCUCAUGGCCAACACUCGCUUCAGCCCUCGUCUAGAGUACGUGGGUCGUCUUUUUGGACCCUCCCUACCGGGGAACCACAAAUACUGCCUCAGGUUUUACUAUGCUCUGCACGGCUUCACGAAAAUAGAUAACGCUCUUGCUCUCUACAUCUAUGAGGAAAACAACCUAGCUCAGGAGAAAAUCUGGAGUGUAUCUGAAAGAUCUAGAGAUGUUUGGACACAAGUGGAGGUGACCUACAUGAAGCCAAUGUCUACAAAGGUGGUAUUUGUCAGCAUCUGCAGAAACUUCUGGGACUGUGGACCUCUUUCUCUGGAUGAUAUCACCGUGACCCUCGGAGACUGUCAAGUUGCUACAGGACCACUGAAGCCACCUCCUGGUCAUUGCAACUUUGAAACGGGGGACUGUGGCUACACCCAGAAAACCAAAAUAAAGAAGGGACAUUGGUUACGUAUUAGGGGACAGACACCUACAUCCUAUACAGGUCCCAAGGGGGACCAUACCUUAGGGGUAGGCAACUUCAUGUACAUCGAGGCGUCUCACAUGAUAGCCGGUCAGUCGGCCCGACUGAUGUCGACCGAGCUUAGGGGUUCGUUCGGACCUCAGUGUCUGACCUUUUUCUAUCACAUGUACGGCUCGGGCACAGGGACCCUAAAAGUGCUGCUCCACGAGGGUGACAAGGAGCGAACGCUGUGGUUGAGACGAGGAGAGCAAAGCGUGUCCUGGAUGAAGGCCACAGUAGAUUAUGAAUGUUACAGGAGACAUUGGGUCAUAUUCGAAGCUAUCCGAGGACCGUCAUUAAGAAGUGACAUCGCUAUUGAUGAUAUUGUCUUUAAAAAGGGACCUUGCAAAGAUUUUGGAGACAACAUUCAAUACUCAGGAUUCUCUGAAAACUUUAAUGAGAUUGAGUACUGAGUCUAAAAUGUGUUUUUAUUUGUGUGUCAUUUUUUGUACGUUUUUAUACGGUUGAUGGUUCAGUGUUUUGGGUGAUGUUUUUGGGUUUUGUUGGAAAUAGCUUGUUUUUGUGUGUUUGUUGUUGACAUUGCCUUGCAGCAUGCUGCUAGGUAGCAUUCAUUUUUGACAAUCUAUUUGCUGAUGCGAAUGUUUUUCUUAGCUCAUUAUUUACAUUAUUUAGGGUCUGGGACUUUCAGGUCAUUCGUUGUAUACAUUCUCACUCAUUGUGUUACAUUUAUUAAACAAUUUUUGUUUUAAUUUAAAAGUCUUUGUCAUUUUUUU